Odobenus rosmarus divergens (Pacific walrus) is the source of this 871-nucleotide messenger RNA. RefSeq names its product RNA binding protein with multiple splicing 2 (gene RBPMS2). Gene Ontology annotation, cellular component: cytoplasm. Bases 1 to 621 code for a protein of 206 amino acids. Gene Ontology annotation, molecular function: protein homodimerization activity; mRNA binding. Gene Ontology annotation, biological process: negative regulation of smooth muscle cell differentiation. The transcript has 8 exons. The record is from RefSeq and is a predicted model, not a curated record. Lineage: Eukaryota; Metazoa; Chordata; Mammalia; Carnivora; Odobenidae.
AUGAGCAACCUGAAGCCGGACGGCGAGCACAGCACCAGCACGGGCACCGGCACGGGCUCGGGCUCCGGCGGCACUCUGGAGGAGGAGGUCCGGACACUGUUCGUCAGUGGCCUCCCUGUGGACAUUAAACCCAGAGAACUCUACCUGCUCUUCCGGCCGUUCAAGGGCUAUGAAGGGUCCCUGAUCAAGCUCACAUCGAGACAGCCUGUUGGUUUUGUGAUCUUUGACAGCCGAGCAGGAGCAGAAGCAGCCAAGAAUGCAUUGAACGGUAUUCGCUUUGAUCCUGAGAACCCGCAGACCCUGAGGCUAGAGUUUGCCAAAGCCAACACCAAGAUGGCCAAGAACAAGCUAAUGGCUACACCUAAUCCCACCAAUGCUCACCCUGCCCUAGGAGCACACUUCAUCGCACGGGACCCCUAUGACCUUAUGGGGGCUGCUCUGAUCCCCGCGUCCCCAGAGGCCUGGGCCCCCUACCCUCUGUACACCACAGAGCUGACCCCAGCCAUCUCACCUGCUGCAUUCACCUACCCAGCUGCCGCCGCCGCCCUCCACGCUCAGGUGCGCUGGUACCCUUCUUCGGAUACCGCCCAGCAAGGAUGGAAAUAUCGUCAGUUCUGUUAGUUCUUCAGUCUUGUCACCGCAGCUUGAAGCCCCUGCCCCGCUGGGGAGGAAGCCGCUCUGAGCUUCCACUGCCCCCAGGCGGCCUGUGGAGAGCUGCUGCUUCCUUCCAAAGACUGUGAAUUUUAAGCCUGACUCAGUGGACUGCUUCCUGUUUCCUUUCUCCUCUUCCUCAGGCCUGUCUUUCCCCAAAGCCCCCUCGCCAAGGCCUCCCGGGAGGAUUGGGUGGGGGGGGGGCCCUUCUUGCUGGGAU